AUGGCUCCUCGCAAGGACGCUGCCGGCGACAUCGCUUGCAAGAAGAACAAGGGCCUGAAGAACCACAAGAAGGCGCAGAAAGAGAGGGCGCUGGCGAAGCGCACCGCUGCCGCCGAGAAGAUUACCGCGAACAAGGCUUCGUAUGCGCCGGUCGCUACCAUCGUUAUCAACGAGACUGUACCCGUACGAGAGGAUGUUAUUGGAAAUGCAGGACCGGCGCCCAUGGUAAAGGAUUCUGCGCAGGUCAUCGUGGAGUCGUCCGAUCUUUCUCGAGACGAGUCGGCCACUCAAGAGAAGGCUGUCACCAACACCAAGGUCCCCAUUGGAACUCGCACCACCGGUACCAAGACCGCUGCGCUUCUACCGCAAGUCUGCGCACAUUUGCCCGUGGUUGUAUUCGAAGACGUUCCUACUGGCUACAAAGCCAACUCUCCAACCAAGGUAGCCAACGACCCAACCAAACUCGAACAGAAGUCCAACAGUAUAUCUUAUCCCAAGACUGCUCCAUCUCCUCCAAACCCCAACACCUCACAAAUCAGCAUACUCAACCCUACCGCCCCAACAUUCCUCUUCGGAAAAAUCAUGGUCGCCCAAACCCCAACCGUCGGAAUCACACUCACAAAGGAAGACACUGCCCCCGGAUGGCCUACCGAAAACGCAAAAGCGUUUGAAAAGGCCUACGGUGUUGUCGCCCGGAACAAGGCUCUCGAAGCCGCGCUGUACGAAAACAUGGAGACGCCGCGCCAGAGGGCAAUCCGCUGCAAGUACAGGGUGUCUGUUGACGCUGAGUUCCAUCAGGAGGAGGUUCAUGACUUGGAGUGGGCGCUGGCACUCAUCGGCCAGCCGACUCGAAAGUGUUUCGACGACAACGGCUUUGAGAUCACGCCGAUCAAGACGGGCUUGACUGAAGCCGAUUUGACAAUUUCAUCCCCUCUCGACGAGUUGUUUGCGAAAGUCGAGGCGGAAGGCAUCUCUAGGAUUAGCGCUCCUAUCUCCACGGGUUACAUGUCUCCCACCUCCGGUGCUAGGUCAACGAAGAAGCCCGUUCUUUCUCGUACCCUGGAGGUCGUUGAGGCUGAGAUUCGUCUCGCCUCUACAAAGCGCCCUUCCCACGCACCCUCGUUCGCUGACCCCGGUAUUGUCAAGUACACCUUCAACGGCCAGGAUUUUGACAACAUCGGCAACCCCCUCACAGAGACAGUGAGCCAAAAGGUACUCGGUUGGCUUGAAGACCAGCCAACCUCUCCUCCGGAACUCUCACCAACGUCUUCGCGCCAGAGCCGCGAAUCGUCGCCUCGCGAGACUGGUCAGAAACUCACGUCUCUGACGUUUCAUUCCAAGUCGCCGUCUUCGGGAGGAGAGGUUUGGCCCCCACGGGAAAGCCUGCCCUGGGAUAACCUGCAGGAUGGGUAUUGUUACGGGUCCGGUGUACCGGUGUACCCGUACAUUGCGGAGUCCUAG
Molecule: messenger RNA, 1461 nt
Organism: Alternaria ventricosa
Lineage: Eukaryota; Fungi; Ascomycota; Dothideomycetes; Pleosporales; Pleosporaceae
Exons: 1
Coding region: 1-1461 (486 amino acids)
Source: RefSeq, a predicted model, not a curated record